GCGGCUAUUAGACGUUAGCUGAUUGUUGUCUAAUGUUAUAGAUAACCAGCCGAUUACAUUUAUAUGAAAAACGUUGUUGUAACAACGACCACAUGUACUAGAUAGUUAGCAUUAUUAAGAAAACAUUACAACUGAAGAUAUGAACAGUCGACUGCAAGAGAUCCGCGAGCGACAAAAACUUAGGCGGCAGCUUUUAGCUCAACAGUUGGGAGCUGAAAGCGCAGACAGCAUCGGAGCUGUCCUAAACAGUAAAGAUGAACUGAAGGAGAUUGAAGAGACAAGAGAAACAUGCAGGGCUUCAUUUGACAGUUCAGCAGCACCCUCCAAAAGGAAGGCACAGGAGGGAGAGGACACAGAGGAAGAUGUGGAAGAACAAAAGGAUGAGGUGGAGGUGCAGCAGCUGGAUGAAAGCAACCCAUAUGAGGAAGUGUACAAGGACUCAAGUACUUUCCUUAAGGUUGGACUCCCUUUCUUUUAUACACACAAUGUCUCUUUUAUGUCGUGUCUCACUAACUAUGCUGUUGUAGCCUAUCAAGCAGGUAGAAAGUAGCUACAUUAGAAAAUAUCAACAGAAA
Messenger RNA from Anarrhichthys ocellatus (wolf-eel), 575 nucleotides. RefSeq names its product N6-adenosine-methyltransferase non-catalytic subunit-like. The transcript has 4 exons. Lineage: Eukaryota; Metazoa; Chordata; Actinopteri; Perciformes; Anarhichadidae. The record is from RefSeq and is a predicted model, not a curated record. Bases 140 to 550 code for a protein of 136 amino acids.